AUGUAAAUCAGUGAUUUUUUGAUAAUUUUGUUAAAAAAUGUUUAAAUAAAGGCUAAUGAAGACAAAAAAAAUAGAGUAAUAGUUGGUAUAUCAAUUCAAUAAUUUGAUUUAUUUACACAAAUUGAUGAUAUUAAUAUUUAUAUGAAAUAAAAAUAAAUUAAAUUUAGAAGCUCAUUUUCCUCGUGUUUUUCAAAUUUAAGACUGAGAACUUAAGUCCUUAUUUUGUAAAUUAUUUAUUUAGUAAUCAUAACCACUUGCCUCACUUGUUUGACAUUAAUAAUUUAAAAAAAUAUCAUUAACACUAUAGCUAUAGAUUCUUAGCAGGUGUUAACAUAAAAAGAGAUGAAUCGAAUAUCUGACAAUUAUCUAUAUUAAUUUAUUUAAUAGAUAAAUAAUGGAUUUUUUUAAAGGGCUCAAUCAUUAAAUGCCAUAAACUCAUUGUAUUUUGUAGCUUAAGAUAAAAAUUUGAAGUUUCAACAAAACCUUGAUAUUUGCUAAACAUUUGUUAGUAACCUAGAGCUAAUGUAACAGAUUGAAACAUCAUAUUGCUUUUGUUAUGGUCUAGCUGGUGAUCCCAACUAAUAAUAUGAGGAUAAACUCAGAUUGAGCAACAUUCUCAGUAUCACAUCUACAAUUUAAUCAAACUAUACAUAAUUGUAUUAUUCCUCAAACACUGAUGAUCAAUUUUACACAUUUAAGCCUUGCCAGAAUGUGCCAUCGGCCUGGAUUCCUAAAUAGCGGCCAUGGUAUCAAUAACACAACUAAAGUAACUUAGAAAUUUAAUACACCUCUGCCUAUAUUGAUUAUGGAGGAGGUGUAUGUUUAACUCAAACGAAAUCAUUAACAAAUGAACAAAAUAUCUCCAUAGGUAUCAUAGCGAAUGAUAUGACGAUGGCAUAGUUUUCAACUUUUACAUAUAAUUAAAUUGCUGAAUUUCUUUUAAUUGAUUUUAAAGGGUAAAUUUUACUCAGUAAUCAUUAUGUUAAAGGAUAAGAAAUUGUAGAUUACUUUUAAAAUGUUUCAAAAACUGGUUUUAAUGAAACUGACUUUAACAUCCUGCUUAACUAUUAAUAGAACAAUUCCUAUACAGAUCUAUGUUAAAUACAUAUCAAUAAUACUUUUUGUCUAUUUGAUAAGCUAAGACAAAAACUAUUUUAUUUUAAGUUAGGCCUAAUAAUGAAUAAUAAAUACAUUGUAGUAGCUAAAUUUGAUCCCUUUCUAUACUCGAGUGCGAUGAAUUCCUUGUUGCAGGAAAUCAAUGAUAAAAAUGAUUAGAUGGCUACUCUUUUAAUAGGCAUGAUAAUUUUAGCCUUUUUUAUCUUUUUUAUUUCCUUCAUUGUGACGACUCUAGUAUUGCAACGUCCUAUUGAAUAGUUAAUGUAUUAUUCAAAUCGGUCGAAUAAAACAGGGAAAUUUCUUUAGACUUAGUUUCCAAAGAUUUAGAUGGGAACAAAUAUUGGUGAACUGAAUUUAGCAUUUUUUAAUUUAUUAAAUUAACAGCGUAGCAACAAAAAAGAUUGCUAAGAACGCAACAAAUAAUUAUCGUAAGAAACAUACUAAUAUCAGAAAAAUAUUAAUUGUAUGUAUUUGAAUAUUCCCGAUAAAAUAUUCCAAAAUUUACUUGUAAUUUAUGAUUUGAAUAUUAUAGAAUUUAAACUAUCCAAUACUAUUUAACUGUUAAAAAAGAUUGAUGCUGAGACGUGAGCAAAUCAUAAUAUUUAAUUUUAUUAGGAUGAUCAAUUAUAAAAUCUAUCGCUUUGGUGAAUACAAAUCUGAAACUAAUUUGAAUAACUGUUGA
Molecule: messenger RNA, 1798 nt
Organism: Paramecium octaurelia
Lineage: Eukaryota; Ciliophora; Oligohymenophorea; Peniculida; Parameciidae
Source: the annotation of a GenBank genome assembly